Messenger RNA from Schistosoma turkestanicum, 2142 nucleotides. Lineage: Eukaryota; Metazoa; Platyhelminthes; Trematoda; Strigeidida; Schistosomatidae. The record is from the annotation of a GenBank genome assembly.
AUGAGUGAUUCUGAAUCCAAAGAUGAAAACUUGCAAUAUACAUAUCAUACUAAUUCGGAAACAUUUUCACAUGACAUUUCACGAAACAGUGUUCCUCGUUAUAAUCUCUCAGAGGAUUCUCAAGUAGCAGAUGGCAUACUGGGCAAAGAACCAGUCAACAAAUAUAUCCAAUAUAGUAGACCUGAAACAAACAUUCCUAACAUAUGUGUUGAAUCUUCAUCACAGAAUUUAAAGCAUCAUCUGAAGAAAUUGCACUUGGCUGCCAAUAAGAUUAUAGAUAACGACCGCUUGACUAAAUACAAUAAUCCAUCAAAAAAGAAUCUCAAAGGAAAUCAAGAAGCCUAUGAGAAAAUGUUGGAUGCCGUUAAAGAGCUCAAGUCCUUUGUCGUUCAGCAUCGACCUACAUUAUCAUCAAGUAGCAAUCGCUCUAUGAUCACUAAAAAAGUACAGUCCCGUAUUCCUACCAGAGUACGGUCAAACAGUACUACCUAUGACGAUUCAAUUAGUCAGAGACUGAAUUUAACAGGCAAGACAGGACAUCGUUCAGACAAAUCAGUCAGACGUUCUAUAUCACUGACUAAAAGGUCAAAAUCUCCUAUCCAUCAUUCAAUUUCUCCUAAUUCUGUGUUUAAUACUGAAUGCUCUCGCCUUUCCGAAAAUUUAAACAUUAGUGAGGGUGUAAAUAUGUUUUCUCAGAGCGAGACGAAAUAUCAAUUUUCAGUCAAAAGCGAUACUUUUGUCACUUCAAAUCAAGAAACGGAAUAUGUCCAGAAUUCAGAAGCUUUUACAAACCCAGAAAUUGCUUGUUUAGAAGCUGAAUUAUCACAUCGUGACACAUUGAUCAAGUAUUUAUCAGAAGAAUUAUUGAAAAUACAUCAAGAUAAUGAUAGAAUAUUUGCUGAAUAUGAAUCACAAGAAGCAAAUUUAACUAAUCAUUUACGUUUACUGAGAUCACGUCUAACUGAAACAAAUUAUCAUUUGGGUCAACAAAAUACCAUCAACAAUCAUCAUCAUCAUCAUCAUCAUCAUACCGAUCGCAUAACACAUAUCACUUCUCAAUCACUGUCUCAACAAAUCAACUUCAAUGUUACAGAUUCUAUUGUACAUCAUUUUGCUACAGAAAUCAAUGAUAAAAUAAUUCAACCCACUAUAAAUAGUAGUAACAAUUAUAUGAAUCAGUAUCAAACUAUAGAGCAACCAUUAUUAGUUGAAUUAAACGAACUUGAUUCAGCUACAAGAAAUCUGUUAAAUUAUUGGGAAAUUAAAAGUCAAGAAAUAAACUAUUCAUCUGUAUGUCAACAAUUUUUCAAAGCAUUACUUAAAUUUUUUGUGAUUUCAAUGAAACCUUAUAAUUACACUGAAGAAUCGAAUGAGUUUUUAAAUCCGCAUUUGAAUGAUUUACAAGUGAAAGCUGAGAAAGCUGAACAACAAAUUAUUGAUUUGUCAAAUGAAAUAAAAAAUUAUCAAAUUCAACUUGAUAGAUUCAAUGAAAAACUGAAACAGCAUCAUUUCGACGCUGAUAAUAAUAUUGGUAGUAAUAGUAAUGAUGAUAAUAAGAAGCGAAUAAGUGAUCAAUCAACAACUAUGCAAUACAUUGUAGAGGAUAAAAAAACAACUAAACUAGUUCAAAUGACAAUUGAACAACAACAACAACAACAACAUUCAAUGCAUUCAAUGAAGCCUAAUGAAGAACAUUCAGUUUUUAAUUCAGCUGAACAAACUUUACUUAAAUUAGCUGAAUUGCAUGAACUUUUACAGAAACAACUUAUUCAAAAGUCAAAUAUAUCAUUAGAUGCGAACUAUGCUGUAAAUCAGGUAACUAAUACAAUAAUCGAUAAUCAAUAUGAUAUUAUAAAUGAUGAGAAAUUUACUGAAAAACUUCAGUCACUUUUAAAUGUAAUCUAUGAUGAGUUAUCCUUAUGUCAACAGUUAGUAGAUAAAUUAUUAAAUCAAAAAUCUAAUCAUUGUACAUACCUUUCAGAGAAAACUAAACAAAUUCAAGAAUUGAAUCAGCAAUUAAAAAUACCGUAUCGUGAUGAAUUAAGAGCACCGAGACACUUUAUCGACCGAGCAGUUCAGAAAACAAUUUCUUUUGAACUAUUGAACAUUGGUUUAUCUUGUACUAAUUUAUUUAACCUGUAA